Messenger RNA from Thlaspi arvense, 1002 nucleotides. The record is from the annotation of a GenBank genome assembly. NCBI's taxonomy places the organism in Eukaryota, Viridiplantae, Streptophyta, Magnoliopsida, Brassicales, Brassicaceae.
AUGAUGGCUUAUGAUGAUGCAUGUGGUGAAAGGCCAAGACUAUUUGUGGUGGCUAACCGGCUUCCAGUUUCUGCAAAGAGAACCGGGGAAAGUUCUUGGUCUCUGGAAAUGAGUCCUGGUGGCAAAUUUAAUCUUCUAGGCGGUGUGACAGCUCAAUUUGACACCAAAUGGGUUGGAUGGCCUGGAUUUGAUGUGUACAAUGAAGUUGAAAAAAAUGCACUCUCUAAAUCUCUAGCUGAAAUGAACUGUAUCCCUGUGUUCCUCAAUGAGGUUUUUGACAAUAUUACCAUGGUUAUAGCAAUGAAAGCAAAUCAAAUGUUUCUUGAUGUCGUAAUAGAGAACUAUGAAGAAGGAGAUAUGAUUUGGUGCCAAGAUUAUCAUCUCAUGUUUCUUCCUCAAUAUCUUAAAGAUUACAACAGUAAAAUCAAAGUUGGAUGGUUUCUCCAUUCACCGUUUCCUUCCGCAGAGGUCUACAAAACACUGCCCUCGCGAUCAGAGCUUCUUCGAUCUCUUCUUACAGCCGAUUUACUAGGUUUCCACACAUAUGAUUUUGCAAGACAUUUUGUGAGUACAUGCACUCGAAUUCUUGGAGUUGAAGGAACACAAGAAGGAGUUGUGGUUCAAGGCAGAGUCACUCGAGUAGUUGUUCUCCCUGAAGUCACACAACAAAUGAAUGAGCUUAAAGAGAGAUUUGCUGGCAAAAAGGUGAUAUUAGGUGUUGAUCGUCUUGAUAUGAUCAAAGGGAUUCCACAAAAGUAUCUUGGAUUUGAGAAAUUUUUGGAAGAAAAUCCAGAUUGGCGCGAUAAAGUUGUGCUUGUGCAAAUUGCAGUGCCAACAAGAAAUGGUGUCCUUGAAUAUCGAAAAGUCAAAAACCAAGUUCAUGGACUCGUUGGACGCAUCAACGGUCGUUUUGGUUCUGUUUCUUCUCUUCCAAUACAUCACAUGGAUUGUUCUGUUCACCCCAAUUACUUAUGUGCACUUUAUGCCAUUGCAGGUAAUUAA